Messenger RNA from Ostreococcus lucimarinus CCE9901, 375 nucleotides. RefSeq lists its product with no specific name. The annotation marks the transcript as partial. The record is from RefSeq and is a predicted model, not a curated record. The transcript has a single exon. Lineage: Eukaryota; Viridiplantae; Chlorophyta; Mamiellophyceae; Mamiellales; Bathycoccaceae. Gene Ontology annotation, cellular component: nucleus. Gene Ontology annotation, biological process: positive regulation of transcription by RNA polymerase II. Gene Ontology annotation, molecular function: transcription cis-regulatory region binding; protein binding.
GACGGAGAGACAGCGUUACACUUGGCCGCGCUGUAUGGCAAAGUCGCUUACGUGGAGGUGUUGUUGCGUCGAGGCGCGGAUCCUUUAGCGACGGAUGAAUCGCUCGGGACGCCGCUGCACGACGCGUGCGCGUCGGGGCACGCCGACGUCGCGCGAGCGCUGUGUGACGCCGCGCGAGACGCGGGAACGCUCGCGACGUUGUUAAAGAAGGUCGACGAAGACCAAGAAACACCGUUACAUCACGCCGCGCGCGGCGAACACGCGGAGGUGGUGAAAUAUUUGAUCGAGCUCGGGGCGGACAAGAGCGCAAAAUCGAGCGUCGGAGCGACGCCGUCGGACUUGGUCGAAGACGACGACUCCGUUCGGGCGUUGCUU